Molecule: messenger RNA, 1209 nt
Organism: Enterobius vermicularis (human pinworm)
Lineage: Eukaryota; Metazoa; Nematoda; Chromadorea; Rhabditida; Oxyuridae
Source: the annotation of a GenBank genome assembly
AUGAGCGAUCCUCUUGGAAGGCCGAUCGCUUUCAACAGUCAGAAUAGGAAGGAUCAAGAUGUUGUUAAACGCCUUGAAUCUAUGCUAUACUUGAUAAGAGUAUCCGAAGAUGACAUUGCUGACCUUAGCGAAUGCGCACUCAACGCCCUUCCGAGCGAAUUUUAUAACCUUUGCAGAAUAUUCCGUAAAGAGAUUAUCAAUAUCAGCAAAAACCGGUUGAGUUCGCUGAAGAUAAAAGAUUCGGAAAGUGAUUUAACAAAGCUGAAUGGGAUUUUAAAACAUCUCAAUGCUAGCUCUAAUCUACUGAAGGAGUUUCCUUGCGGACUUUUAGCGGUUCAAUCGCUAGUCACACUAAACCUCUCAAAUAAUCGCAUAACUCGGCUUCCGGAAGCAAUCUGUGAACUUAUUCAGCUUGAGGAACUAAAUUUAGGAGAAAAUCAAAUUAAUGAACUACCUGCAUCGAUCUCGUCACUUAUUUUGCUGCGUAAACUAGAUGUCUCGUCAAAUCGAAUACGCCACCUUCCAAAGACACUUUCUUCUUUAGCAAAUUUGGAAGUGCUUGGGAUUGAUGAGAAGGAGAUGGAAUUUCCUCCAGCAGGUGUUUGCGUACUUGGGCUUGGAGCUAUCCAAACAUUUUUGAGGGAACAUCUUUCUCUUGUAAAGGAGAGUUUGGCAGUUGAUGGUUUUGAAAAAGACAUUCCACCGUGCGAGUUAACGACAGAGAAGACACGGGAAACAAACAGGAUUGAUGAUCAGUCUGCACAGAAGAACCAGAUCUUUACAAGCGAUCGAGAGGAAAGCGAGCGUUCUGCUGAACAGCGCAAGGCAAUGGUUCAGGAUCAGGAGAACCUCGAUGCUUUAGUACAGGGAGCUUUUUCUAAACGAGCCGAUGAUAUGAAAUCUGUUCUUGAAGACAUAUCUGAAAUGGAGAGGCGCACUUCUCUAAUUAUUGAAAACUCUUUGAAAUCCUACGUUCCUCAUAAAAAUUUUGAGGGAGCAGAACCUUUGCGAAUUGAGGAAGUGUUAAAAAAGCGGCGAAUCGAACUCGAAAAGGAGCAAAAGGAAUGGAUCAAGUUGAUUGAAGAAGAAAAUAAAACACUUGCUCAGGUUGUGUACUUUGAAGCCGAUCAGAGGAGGAAGCAGUCAAUGGAUGCAAUUGCAAAGCAACAAGAUCUGGAUUUUGAAGAAGAUGCUGUAAUUACAAAAUAA